UCACUGCCUAAAUCAGCUGAUAAAGUCACGUGACCCGACUGUCAUGGCGGUGCAGAUAACAGGGUGGUGUAAGUGGGACCGCUGACAUUUGCUCACUUCUGGACAAAAGCAAGCCGUGUUGAUGAACUCUCUGGAUGUCGACGUUGUAGACUGACACACCUGAGAAAGCGUGUAAUCAUGCAUCCUUUCGGCCGUGAGGAGGAGAGCUCCGUGCAGGACCUGUUUGUUUUUUUCACUCAGUGUUUACGGCACGGCGAGUGGGAACUGGCUGCCGCUUGUGUCCCACAGCUUAGUCAGACUGAAGGAGAAGUACCUCAUCGUCCUGCUGACAUCAUCACCGCAAUUAUCGCACAACCGUAUCAACUCGCGUGGAAGACAGCAGGAAGUCCUCACAGGCUCGCUUGGUUCUGGCUGAAGGUGCUGGAGAAACACUCAAAAGAAAAGGUGUCUCUCUCAGUCCACAGAGAACUGGCCUUCUUGCUGAUUUUAGAGGAACUCAGAGAGGAAGUGCCUCAUUCUGUACUAAAGGAGCUGCAUCAAGCCUUCCUGGAGUCCGAGCGUGUCGAGCGGAAAGACUCUGCCUUCGUUCCUCCUCUGAGCGAGGCAGCUCUCUCCUCCAUUCGCUCCCUGCUCUCUGAGCACAGCCCAUGCCUCACUCAUGCCUUGCUCUGCUUCUUAAAACACACAAAUGCGUCCAACGUCUUUCUCCAAUAUCUUCUGGACCUCACAAAGGAGAAGGAGGGAAAGCGGAGUGAGGCAUGGGCAGAGGAGGUGUGCAGCACUCUGGCUCUUGCUCCAUGUGCGGCAGCAGAGCUGGAUCAGCUGUGGGCGGGGCUAUGGACGGAGAGGGAGGGGCAUCUAAGUGAGGAGAGGGUGAUGGGGUGUCUGCUCCGACCUCAGAAUCACACACUGCUGCUACGCUACUGUGCAACAGCUCUGCGCCUCAGCAGGGACAGGCUGCUUAGAGAUGGAGUACACACUCGGGUGGACUUACCUGAAGCAGAGAGGCUCAUGCUUGCUCUGUGUUGUCAUGGUGAUCGUCAUGCUGCUUGGAAAACCAUCUACUUUGAGUGUUUGAAUAGCGGAAAGCACUUUCUGGAGCAGGUUCUGGUCACAGGUCUUGACCUCAUAAAGAAGGGAGAGUUUUUAAAACUAGAGGCUUUGCUUGGGGCGGAGUUUCAGCCACUUUCCCGAUUCCUGCUUUUGCUGGGAUGGAAUCAUUGCCAGAGCCUUGACUCCGCCCAGGAGCUCCUCAGGAUUCUGCAUCAACAACAGGCCAAAGACUCUGUCCUCAGCGAGAUUGCCAAUGUCCUCUCCUCUCAGUUAAAGGUGUUGCAGUGGUGUGCUGAAAACAACCUAGAAAUCUCCCAUGAUGCCUUGGUGUCUCAGCUGCACAAUCUGGAUCAUCACUCUGCUCUCUAUGUGCUGCACUCACUCACUCCUCUGGCCAAGUACCAAGAGCAAAAAGUGCUGGAGCUUCUGCAGGCCGCAGGAGAUUCUUUGCCUGGAGACACUCAGAGCUUUUUUCACAGCUGCUUCCAGCGCAACAUCACCAUGUUCAGGGGCUUCUGUGCCAUGAAAUACGCCGUCUGUGCCGUGUGUGUGAACGUGCGUACCGGCUGCUCAGAUUUUGGAUUGUUGACACAGAAGGUACCUGCACAGAAGGAACAGACUGAAGGUCACGUGUCCCUGUUUCAGCAUUACCUCUCGGAGUGUCAGCUCUACUUGGAAGCGGUUCCUACAAUGUUUAGGCUGGAGCUCCUGGAGAACAUCUUCUCACUGCUGUUCUUGUCCUACUCUGACUUUGCCGAGCCGAAUCGCUCCGGUGCGGAGAGGAAACAGGGAAACAGCAAGGAAGAGAACAGAGAAAGAGAAGCAUGUGAAGAAAAGCCAGACUCGCGUGUAAAGCCUGGUCAGAUGGCGCCGAUCUGCCGCGGCUUCCUGCUGGACCCAGGCGCAAUGGAAGGAGUCCUCCGUCUGAUCAGAGAGGGACUGGAGGGGAUGUGUGCCCUCGGGAGGGCUCUGGAGGCCGAGGCAGAGCUGACUGAAAGUCUGGGCUGCUCGGUUACUGUGGAGACGUUCAGCUCUCGGUUACAGAGGCUUUCCAAACACACGUCUGAGGCUCAGUGGCGGCUGCAGAUCGUCAUCACCAAUCAGGAGAAGGCAGGCGGUGGUCCUGCUCUACCCUCCCUAGGCAUUAUCUCCACUCGCUCUCUGAGGCGUAGCAGCAGCAGCAGUGUUUCUGGUGUCAGGAAGAAGAAACGAUCCCAUCGCCAGCGCUCUGACCGACGCCUGACCUCCGACCGACGCCUGACCUCCGACCGACAGAACGGAGAGAUCAGCACCAGCGCUUCAGAGGGCAGCGGUGCCACCGUACCAACGUGUAUAGAGACUGAAGUGUGUGUAUGUGGAGAACCUCACAGCUGGCUCGUUCCCUCCAUGCUCUCCCCACCUGAGUCUCUCCUGAUCUGCUGCAUACGCAGAGGAAACUACGUGGAGGCCCAUCAGGUGAUGCUGAUGUUCGGGCUGGAGGACGCCCCGUGCUCUGGGGAGCUUCUCUUCAUGGAGCGCUACCAUGAGGUUUUGUCUGAGCUCGCUCAGGUUGAGCAGAAGAUCGAGAGCCAGUCCCUUUCUUCGUUAUGCUCGUCCACUGAGAGUCUGGGGUCAGUCGGGGUGACGGGACCGGGACGGAGCCGCCUGGGCAGCAGCAGCAGAUCCACUCUGCAGAGCAUUGGCAGUGCAGCAGCAGCAGGCAUGGCGUUCUACUCCAUCUCCGACGUGGCCGAUCGCCUCCUGAGCUCACCGUCUCGCCCUCUAGCCUGCUUGGAGGAGAAUUAUUGGCUCUCUCACCCUCUCGCUGACCCCUCAGACCCCCUGCGACCCCUGCUGGAGGAGCUGAGUCCGGCCGCCAUGGCCGCAUUUGAUCUGGUGUGCUGCCAGUGCCAACUGUGGAAGAGCUCACGGCAGCUUCUGGAGACGGCUGAGCGGAGACUGCACACGUCUCUGGAGAGUCGAGGCAUUACACUGGAGCGAGAUCUUCGUCAUCCUGAAGGUAUUCAGGGUUUUCCUUCUGUACUGCAGCAGAUCAGUAAAAUACUGAACAGAACAUCGAGCAGCAAAGGGCCACCAACAUCAGACGAGGGUGGAGUCGUGCCUCCGUUCGGCUGUAGCGCUCAGGAAGUCCUCCUCUGUACUCACACGUCUCUCACGGAGGACGCCAUCGCAUCCCGGCUCACGCUCGAUCAGCGCCUCGAGGUCACGCUGCAGACUCUGACUUCCGCCAUCGACAUGGCCGGUGAGAGUCAGUCAGCCAGCUCUGUCCUGGCAUCUCUGUCGGAACAGGCGGGUCUGAAGCAGCCCGAGCUCGACUCUCACCCGGUGCGCUCGGCUAUGAAACAGCUGCUGCGCUCGCUGGACCAGCUGUGCCCUUACGAGCCGGACGGCGCCACGUCUAGGCCAGACUACAUGCGUAGCUUCUUGGAUUAUAUUAACAUGCUGGCGUCGGUGCUGGUGCGCAGCCUGGGCUCCGAAGAUCAGAGUGCUGCAGUAAAAUUGGGGAAUCCUCUGCUCGUACUGCUGCAGUCACCUCAUCAGCUCCUCUCACACCUGCUGUUCGACAGACAGGUCACACCUGACAGGUUACUGUCUCUUCUGCAUCAGGAGGGUCUGCAUGUAAACAUCCAGCAGGUCAUAGUGCAGCGCUGCUGUGAUCCGCUCCCUCUCUGCAUCUCUCCAUCCAUGAAAGGUGCAGGAACUGAUGGAGGAACUUUCUCUCUAUCCAGCAUCACUUCUCUCCUCCAUCAGCACGCUCAGGAGCGAACUCUUCUCUUUGACCUUUCUGAACCGCCCACGGUCUCUGAACCGAGCUCGGAAUCUGAGGCGUCGGUUGAAACCAGCAUCUCCGCUAAUCUCUCCACCUCGCCUCCAUCUCCAUCUUCGUCCUCAUCCUCGUCUUCAUCUUCAUCAACAUCAUCCUCUGCUUCUUCUUUCCUCCUCACACCCUCUGCUCUGUUGUUCCUGAAAUCCCGUUCUCCUCUGGUCGCCGUCCUGGCGUUGCUCGCCGUGAGUCGGGUGGAGAUCGCCCGUGUGGCCUCCUCUGCGUGGCCUGGACUACCUUCGUAUUUCCGAAGCACUUCACGUAAAGAAGCUCCGCUAGACAUGGAGCAGAUCUCCAAAGAGGCUGAAGCUUUGCUCAUGUCCUUCCCUAUCCUCAAGGCCUUCCUGGUGGACAUGGCGGUGCCCUUGCUGGGGUCGUCUCCGGAUUCCGAGGACGGCGUAGGAGCAUCUCUGAGCAGGAAGUCAGGAACAUUGGCCGUGCUCUUCUCCGGGUCUCAGGAUGGAUCGGGUCAGACUUCGGUGGCUGAAGCUUUCCAGCAGGCUUUGAGUACCAGAGACCUGAACCGAGCUCUGAGUCUGCUGGAGCUCUAUGCACAAAACUGCAGCCAGAAGGGGGCGCUACGGGACAGACUGCUUGCGUGUAACACCCUGGAGGUAGACUGUGGUAACGAGCAGCUGUUCCGUGUGAAGGACUGGGAGCUGCGAGCCCAUGUGGUGCUGCAGGGUUUGGAACGAUGGCCUCUUGACCGCUGCCUGGAGCUGCUACAGUUCUGCCUCAGUGACUCGAACCCAGAUCACACUCUCACAGCGCAGCUGCGGCAGAAAAAACAAGAACUUGACAUGUACAACAGGAUGCUGAAUCUUGAGCCUGGACUGGAGUGGCAAACCUGGAAGGAGUUGAAGGAGGAGUCGAGCAGAAACCCUGAGUCCAUGUUCUCCCUGUUGCUGCAGACACGGGAGUUUGAUUUGUGUGCUCAGUGGGUGCAGCUGUAUCCUGUAUCAGAACAAUCUAGACUGCAGCUCCAGACUGAACACCUGCUCUAUCUGCUGGAGAACGGACAAACCGAAGCAGCCUUCCAGCUCCUGGAAAGCCUCUCUGAUUCGCUGGAGGUUAGCGAGCGUGCACUAGAUCAGAGGCCUGGAUUGUCUGCCUGUCACUUCCUGUCUGAUUACCUCACGCUGCACUUUCAGAGCCGUAUGACGCCGGCACGUCGACGCCACAUACACGCUCUGCACCUGGGCUCUAAGGUGUUGCUGACUCUUCCGGAAGCUUCUCGUCAGACCUACUUCCAGCUGCUGGCAGACCCUCUGCUCAUGCUGGAGCAGCUGCUGAUGAACCUGAAGGUGGACUGGGUGUCGGUCGCCAUCUCCACCCUCCGGAACCUUCUACCAGCUCAGGAAGCAGGAAUCACCAACCUGGACAUCGACACGCUGCUGGCAGAUUACGCAAAGAAAGCCCUGGACUUCCCUUAUGCCCCCCGAGAGUGGACACGCAGCGACUCGGUGAUCAGCUUACAGGAUGCGCUGCUGCAGUGUCCCGUACAGGAAAGUGCACCGCCGUCUUCACCCAGCCGCACGCCGCCUCCAUCAUCAGCUGGCACUCCUAUGCAUACACCAUCAAGCUCCGCCCCUGACCAAGAGAGAGGCUCGAGUGGGAAGAAGCCACGCCCCUCAUCCAUGUUCACUCCUCCAGAGAAAACGCCAGAGCGUAAAGACUGGAUUCCUGACCACCAGAGACACAUCUGCAUGGUCUGUCAGAGAGAGAGAUUCACUAUGUUUAACCGGCGGCAUCACUGCAGACGCUGCGGCCGUUUGGUGUGUCACGCCUGCUCCAGCAGGAAGAUGGUGGUGGAGGUGAAUGAGGAACCAGUGAGAGUGUGUGACCAGUGCUACAGCUUCUUCCACACAGCUUCAGAUGAAGAGCUGGAGCAGGCAGAAGACAGUCCGGUCUCGGCUGAGGGAACGUUAGACGGUGUCCUCUGUCUCCCUGAGGUUCCUCAAAGGCAGUACAGACUCAGUCCUGAUGCAACGGAGAACCAGCAAAUAAUCAACGAAUUCUACUAUGAACAGGCACCCAGUGCGUCCCUGUGUGUGUCCAUCCUCACCCUGCACAGUGACCAUGCCGCCUGCGGUCAGCAGCUGAUCGAUCAUUGCUGCUCGAUCUCACGCAAACUGACCAAUCCCGAGGUGGACGCUCGUCUCCUGACUGACGUCAUGCAGCAGCUCAUGUUCAGUGCUAAGCUGAUGUAUGUUAGAGCUGGACGCAGUCACGACCUGGCUCUGUGUGACAGCUACAUCAGUAAGGUGGACGUGCUGAAGAUCCUGGUCAGUGCUAACUAUAAGUACAUCCCGUCUCUGGACGACAUUUUGGAAACUUCGGCAGUGACCCGUCUGAGGAACCAGCUGCUCGAGGCUGAGUAUUAUCAGCUGGCUGUAGAGGUGUCCACUAAAAGUGGUCUGGACCCGAGCGGCGUGUGGCACGCGUGGGGCAUGGCGCUCCUGAAGGCCGGAUGUCUGAGUGCAGCUCGGGAGAAGUUCGCCCGAUGCCUGAAAGCUCCAGUGGACAGAAACCAGCUUAACCUCGGGUCACGAUUGCUGCAGGAGAUCAUCCAGCACCUGGAGUCUACCGUCAGACUCACGCCGAGCAUGGCAGUAGACGAUGACAUCCUGAUGUCCUUGACUGAGCUGGAGGAGACUCUGCGCGAUCCUGCACCGGUGGACCGGACAGAGAGCCGGGCGCAGCGCUUUGGAAACCAUCAGGAGUGUGUGUACUACCUGAUAACCUACGGCACGCACCUGAGCCUCAUCUCGUUCUACCUGCGUCACGACUGCCUGAAGGACGCACUCGCGUAUCUGCUCAGCAAGGAGUGUACAGAGGAGGUGUUUCUGGAGGGCAUUCUCCAGCCGUGUUUGGAACGAGGCCGAUUGGGGGUCCUGCAGGGGCUCCUGGAGACUCUGGACGCUACGUUGGAGAGCUGGGGCCGAUACCUGAUGUCCGCGUGCCAAAUGCUCCAGCGCAAGGGUUAUUACCACACGCUGUACCAACUACAGCAGUUUAUGAUGGACCACGUGCGAGCGGCUAUGACGUGUAUCCUCUUCUUCUCGCACGGCGCUCACUCCUACGUGCAGCUGGGUGAGCAGCAGCGCUGGCUGGUCCGGGCCAAAGAGCACCUGAGGGCCUUCCUACAAGAGCAACAGAACCGCCGCAAAACCUUUUCAUCUUCCUCCUUCAGGAAAAAAAUGAGCUCCAGUGACGUCUCCAGACACAUGAACACCAUCAUGCUGCAGCUGGAAGUGACACGUUUUCUGCAUCGAUGUGAAAGCUCCUCCUCUAGAGUCACCACAAGCCCCACCCCUACAGGCAACAGUGCUCCGCCCACUCUUUUUGGAGGAAGUCCCAUGAAGGUGGAUGUGGCCUGCAGGGUGAUGCUAGGAGGCAAAAAUAUUGAGGAAGGGUUUGGCAUCGCUUAUCGAGUCAUACAGGAUUUUCAGUUAGACGCUCAGGCCGUGUACAUGCGUGUUGGUCAGCGGUUGGUGUGUCUGCGUGAGUACCAGGCUGUGCGGCAGCUGCUGAAGUGUGUGAGCGAGUCCGGCAGCGCCACCAAACACGACUGCGACACCAUUGUGCUGAACUGUGUCUCAGCCUCGGACAAAAACCCCGCUGACGCCAAGGAGUUGGAGGCUCUGAUUUUAGAGUCCAAAUCCACAGAGAAUAAAAUAAAAGCGUACCUGAUGUGCGGUAAGCUGAGGGCGGCGUAUCUCCUGGCAGUAAAGAUGGACCCUGUGAAGGCGUGUUUGCUCGUACAGGAUGUUCUCCAGGCCGCUGAGGUCUCCAGCGACGCUGUCAUGCAAGACAUCUGCCGUCAGUGGCUCUCGGAACACCGGAAGCCGGCGUCACAGCAACGCCACGGCAACAACAGGUAGCAGGCGGCCUGAUUUCUGAUGGUCUGUAGCUGGAGGUGAAUCACCAACGUGCCCCAUGGUGUCACAUGAUCAGCUCAUGUGACUUUAGCUCCAGAUGUGAAUUUAGACGUUUCUUUUUAACUUGUUGUAUAGUUAAUAGGAGCAGAGCUGUUAAUUACAGGGUAAUAUGACUUUAUAAAAGCCAGUACAGACCCAUCAUGGCAUCAUUAAAAACCACUCAAUAUUAUGCACCUAUCUGAAGCCAGUAGACCCGAACGGUCCAGCCAAAAAUACAGUACACACAAUCUCUCAAACGACUCCAGAUUCAGUCAUGCCAGGAUCGGAGGUUGGAUUCUAGAAGCUACCAGUUUAUGUUCUUACAAACUGCGCACAUAAAUCAUCAUUAACCUGCUUUAUAGAAAACCAUUUGUACAUAAAGUUUCCUGGAAAAAAAAUGUGGCUAAGACUGUUUUUAGCGCUGCAAUGUCUUUUUGUUCAAGUAUUCAGCAGCAUCCAGUAUUAGCUUGGUCUUAAUGUCCUACCUCAGACAUGAACAGGGUGCUUCCUUAUGGCUCCUUACUGACUCUGGUCUGAUUGUCUGUCCAAAACCACACCUUAACUAUCAUGAAGUGCACUAUUUAGGGAGGUUGGUAAAUCAUUUUAUUUGUAUGUGCUGGAGGAGGAUUCAGACAUGGGGACAGUUUGUUAGACAGCUAGCAAAGUAUUUCUGACUACAGGGUAAUUAAAUAUUCCAGCUAGCAAGCACACGAGCUAAUCGAGAGGGCUUUAAGAAGUCAUAUGUGUGUUGUCAGAAACUUUCCAGAUAAAAUUACCUGCCAUAUUUCUGCCAGAGCUUAGCCAUAUUCCCAGUAGCAAACUGAACAAGCUAGCUAGCAUGCGCUAACCCUUCUAGGCUGUACUAAUCUGACAGGAUUUGAAGUAAGGAUUUUACCUAGCUAGCAUAACUGACCCUGGCAGUCAUAAGGGGACGCUGCAAACAGUGCAGAUGUGUAAAGCACUUAUUAAAGGUUCUAAUGCUAACAAGGUAUCUGAACAUCGAAUCUGUUGUAUGAUUAAAACGGAUUGUAAACCUC
Messenger RNA from Tachysurus fulvidraco (yellow catfish), 8834 nucleotides. It is a transcript of the gene zfyve26, whose product is annotated as zinc finger, FYVE domain containing 26. The record is from RefSeq and is a predicted model, not a curated record. Gene Ontology annotation, cellular component: centrosome; lysosomal membrane; midbody. NCBI's taxonomy places the organism in Eukaryota, Metazoa, Chordata, Actinopteri, Siluriformes, Bagridae. Gene Ontology annotation, molecular function: phosphatidylinositol-3-phosphate binding; metal ion binding. Gene Ontology annotation, biological process: regulation of cytokinesis; mitotic cytokinesis; double-strand break repair via homologous recombination. Bases 178 to 7761 code for a protein of 2527 amino acids. The transcript has 41 exons.